GAGCUCGGAGGAUGCGCUUCAUCGCAGCCGACCCGUGAGCUGGGUUGAGCGUCUGCGCCGUACGCACCCCACUAGCCGAGCUAUCCCCCGAGUAACAGCAGCUGCGGCAAGCAAAGCGGGAGACUUUACUCAUCAGGCGAGUUGCCACUAUAGUUGUCACUGUGUGAGCGGCACAGUAUAUCUCGCAAAUAACUGGAAGGGAACUGUCGAAGGCAACAAUCGAAGGUAGCGACAGUCUUUGAGAAGCAUUCGCAAUAAAGAACACACGUACGCGUAAUCGCGCUGGAAAUCGAGAGAAAAAGAGAAAAAGAGAAAGAGAGAGAGAGAGAGAGAGAGAGAGAGAGAGAGAGAGAAAGAGAUUUGUCUCGCAGGUGCAUUACUCGUUACGGCAUCACAGUACGUGUGCAUUAGGCGUCACCGAACGAACACGGUGCGAAAAAACAGAGACCGCGAGUGCGUGAGCAACACGUGAGCGACAGCUCUGCGUUCGAAGGAGACGACGACUUUGACCAAGAUACACCGCGCGCCCCGUUAGACGUUCACAAGGCAGUCUAGAAAGGGAUCUAGAGAUUCGGCAGUGAUCAUCAGCAUCAGCAUCAGCAUCAUCAUCAUCAUCAUCAGCAGCAGCAGCAUCAGUAGCAGUAGCAUCAGCAUCAGCAUCAGCAUCAUCAUCAGCAGCAGCAGCUUCAUCAUCAGCAGCUAGGAUGAGGGCUCUCUUCUUCGUUACGGCAGUCGUCGCCGUCUCUCUGGCGGCAGCCGGCCGCAAGACAAACUGUCCCGACUACUGCUUCUGCACCGACGACUCGGUGAUGUGCACCAACAACGAGCUGACCGCGAUUCCGCACGAGCUGCCGCCGGACACGAUGCACCUCGACCUCAGCCACAACCUCAUCUCGGAGAUCAAGAGCGACCAGUUCGCGCAGCUUCGCAAGCUGCGCACGAUCCGCAUAUCGAACAACAAGCUGUUCCACGUGCGGCCGCACGCCUUCCGCGGCCUACCCGACCUGCGCGAGAUCGAACUGCGCGACAAUCCGCUAAAGGCGCUGCCGGCGAUGUCCUUCAGCGACCUUGCCGACGUGCGCGUUAUCGACCUGAGCUCGAACAAGAUCGACGUCAUCGCGCGCGACACCUUCGCCGGAUCGUCGGACGUCGGCCAGCUGAAUCUCAACUUCAACCCGCUGACGGGCAUCGAGUCGUUCGCGUUCGCAAACCUCACAGGCGUCGGCAAGCUGAGCAUCGCGACGGCGAACGAGGUGGCGCUGCGACCGGACACGUUCAACGGCCUGCGCGACGUCCACAGCCUCAUCUUCGUCUCGAACAUGACCGACGUGCCGGCGUACGCGUUGCGCGGCUUGCGCGACGUGCGCGUCCUGCAGAUGGCGUGCGCGUCUAACGCCAGUAUCUCUUCGCUGGCAUUCUCCGGCGCCGAAAACAUUAAGAACAUACAGCUGAAGGGCGUUGCGUACAUCGAACGCUUCGCCUUCUACGGCGUCGUCAACGUCGGCAAACUCUACCUCGACGAUGUCGCCACGCUCGACUUCGCCAGCCUCGUCGGCCUCGCGGGCGAGCUCGAUCGUCUCGAUAUGGGCCAGAGCCGCUUCAACUGCAACUGCUACUGGCAGUGGAUCAACAAGUACGACUCGACGCAGCUCAGCCGCGAGCAUCUGCAGAAGAUCGUCUGCAACGCGCCGCCGAAAUACGACGGACUGUCGGUGACGGACGUUAAAUUCGAAGAGAUGGACUGUCCGCCGGCCGCCACGCCAUCGCUGCCGGACAGCGACGACUCCGAGCUCCACAUGCAUACGCCGACGAGCGACGGGGUGGACGCCGCGAAGGCGGAACCGGAAAGCGGCACGUCGAUGCUGUGUGCAUGCGCAGUGGUCACGGCGCUGUCGGCGCUGCUAGGUCUUUUGAUUUGAGAAGGGCAUCUAUUUUACGGAUUUCUUUUUUUUAUAGAAAAAAAAAGACUGUAAAGCAACAACGACGCGGUGCGCUUGUCAAACAAAAGAGACGUGUCGCAGCAGACUAGUGUUUGUUUGUCUCUCCCUCUCCACCACCUUUUUUCUAUAAUGACUGUUGAAUCGAAUAAACAUGUCAGCGUAAUUAAACGAUGCAUGUGUCUCUGUCCAGUGCGCCCCCCAAUAUUGUGAAGACUUAAAGAUUACUUACGUAGCCAGUAAGGAGUGUGAGUGUUGAGGGGUUGCGCAUUGGCCGCUGUGUGUCUGCGGGCGACGUGUGUGUGUGUGUGUGUGUGUGUGUGUGUGUGUGUGUGUGCGUGCGUGUGUGUGUGUG
Messenger RNA from Priapulus caudatus, 2292 nucleotides. Its product is annotated as insulin-like growth factor-binding protein complex acid labile subunit. The coding region runs from base 705 to 1919 and encodes 404 amino acids. The record is from RefSeq and is a predicted model, not a curated record. Lineage: Eukaryota; Metazoa; Priapulida; Priapulimorpha; Priapulimorphida; Priapulidae. The transcript is spliced from 2 exons. Gene Ontology annotation, cellular component: extracellular matrix. Gene Ontology annotation, molecular function: protein binding.